Molecule: messenger RNA, 2466 nt
Organism: Medicago truncatula (barrel medic)
Lineage: Eukaryota; Viridiplantae; Streptophyta; Magnoliopsida; Fabales; Fabaceae
Product: mucin-5AC
Exons: 6
Coding region: 284-2056 (590 amino acids)
Biological process (GO): cortical microtubule organization
Cellular component (GO): cortical microtubule
Source: RefSeq, a predicted model, not a curated record
AUUUUUAAUUGUUUCUGACACUCCCACCUCAACAAGCAUAAAACAAAACCAAAAUAAUCAAACAUGAUUCUUUGAUUAGAAAGAACUUAGAAGAAACACAUUUCAUAACAUAAACCAACCAAGCUAAGCAAAACAUAACAGAACAACCAUGUGCAACAGAUCUAAAUAAAAAACAAACAAACAAACACAUUGCAUUGUAUUACACCACUUGUACUUGUUCUUCUACUUCUUAGAUCUUCUUCUUUUUCUUCUUGUUGCUGUUACACUGGCAGUGUAAUCAACCAUGAUGAAUGGAAGGAAUGGAAGAGACUCUCUUUAUGGAUCCAUCAACCAUAACAGAAGAAGCCAUACCUUCAAUCAUCAUUCCAACAACCACCAUGAUGAUAACACUCUUGAUCUCUUCUCUAACAACCGUCGUUCUCUUUCUUUACCUUCUUCAGAUGACUCUUCUGAUGUUUCUGUUAAAUUGGGGAGACUCUCAGUUGGAGGGGCAAAACAGGCUAGAAAUGGGAUUGAGGAUAUGUUGUCAUCUGUAGAAGGAGGAAAGCAUGAUUAUGAUUGGCUCCUUACUCCCCCCGGGACCCCGGUUUUUCCAUCAUCAGAAAAUGAACCACAAUCAACCUUGGCGCCUCCAAGAAGAAGUUUGAGUAGAUCAACUUCUACUGCUAAGGCCUCAAGGCUUUCGGUGUCACAAUCUGAGAGCAACAAUCACUCCAAUAGACCAGCAAGAAGCAGUUCAGUGACUCGCUCUUCCAUCUCUACGUCACACUCUCAGUACAACAACAACAACUAUUCUUCAAACAGAUCCUCCUCAACAAAUAUUCUUAACACAAGCUCAGCCUCAGUUUCAUCUUACAUUAGGCCAUCUUCCCCGGUAACCCGCUCAACAUCUUCAACAAGGCCUUCCACUCCUACCUCUCGCACAACAGCAUCAAGGUCCUCAACACCCUCUAGAAUACGUUCAGUUUCCACCAGCUCCGCUGCUGAAAAACCUAGAACAACAUCACAGAGCUCAAGGCCAUCGACUCCUAGUUCUAGGCCUCAGGUUCCUGCAAACUUACAUUCCCCAUCCGCACCAUCAACUCGGUCGUUGUCACGCCCUUCUACUCCCACUCGUAGGAGUUCAAUACCAUCUCUAUCUCCUUCCUCUACAACAAGUUCUUCAAUUUCAGCUGGACGUGUUUCAUUGAACGGACGUAGUUCAGCGCCGUCAUCGCGACCAAGCUCACCAAGUCCACGAGUUCGGCCCCCACCACAGCCUGUUGUUCCACCCGAUUUUCCCCUUGAUACACCACCAAACCUCAGAACAACAUUGCCUGAUAGGCCAAUCUCUGCAGGUAGGUCCCGUCCUGGUGCUGGCACUUUGCGCGGAAAUAGUUCUGAAACUCAAGCGUCAGUUAAUAUGCCAAGGCGACAUUCGUCUCCUAUUGUCAGUAGGGGGAGAUCGACAGAACCUGUCAGUAAAAGUCGUGGCUUUGCCUCUGCCAAUGGCCAUCAUGCCGAUGUUCAUGAGCCUAGGAAAGUUUCACAUGCUCCUGAGGUAGUUUCAAGGAGAUCGGUUAAGGCCUCAACCACUACAACCGACAACACUGGAUUUGGGAGGAAUAUCUCAAAGAAGUCCUUGGAUAUGGCUAUCAAGCACAUGGAUAUAAGGAAUGGCUCAGGAAAUAAUCGUACACUAUCAAGUACUACACUUUUUCCACAAAGUAUUCGAAAUUCUACUCCCAAGAUCCAAUCUCACCGCGCUUCAAGUACUCCACCAACAUCCAUCGAAACAAAUGGAAACAUGCUAAGCAAAAACAAUGGAUCUCAUUUUGAUGUGGUAAAUGGUAUCAACAGGAAUAUGAUGAGAGGAAGAGAGGUAGAUGAAAGACAAUACUCAGCAAAAUUGAGUGAAAUUGACAUCUACGAGAGUUCUCGUUACGAUGCACUGUUGCUUAAAGAAGAUUUGAAGAAUACAAACUGGCUGCAUAGUGGUGACGACAAAUGUGAUCAAGGCUCCUUAUUAUUUGAUAAUGGAUUUGAGAACCUGCCUGAGCCUUUUGGACUCUUAUAGCCUCUAAAGAGAUUCAACUUGAUGCAUUUGUAACAUGUUAUUUAUGUUGUAAUUCUUAUCUCAUUUUUUGUGUGAAAGGAUGAGAUAUUUCAACUCAUAAAGCUCCAAAUGGCAAAGAAAGUAAAGACGCAUUGUAUGUUUUCUGCAAUAUGCAGAGAAAUCAGUGGAUUUCUUUGAUCUUACUCAUAUACAAAUAAUGCUCGAAAAAAAUUACAUGAAACAUGUCCAACUUUCUUGAGUGGAUGAGAAUUUUCAGGAAAUAGUUUUUGUAUGCAUUUGUCAAAAGACAGAUGUACUGCUGUAAGUACAUAGAGAUGGUAUGUGAUGCUUUGUGCAAACAUUAUGAUUGAGUGUUUAUUUUCCCCUUGGCAAUGAACAGUAUAGUUGAGUUUAGUUGCAUUUUGUUGGAA